CUCUCCGCCUCUGCUGCUCCAACUGUUUCUGGACUUUGGGCUGGUUAGCGUUAGCCAAACUUAGCGUUAGCUCUCAACGCGUAGCACCGCUCACUUCCUGUUUGGGCUCCGCUCACCUGUUAGCUCGCUGUCGGCGACCUGCUUUACUCCCAAACCCAGUUGUUGUGUGUGAAAGCAGCGUACGAGGAUCUACCGCGUCAGUGACUGUGACGGAUUGUGUACAGAGCUGGGGCGGACAGGAGAGGGAAGGGGAGAGCUUGAACCCUGGUCUCCCCCGCUGACCCUGAGUAAACCAGCCAGCCAUGGAUGACAGCUCCUCACUGGGAAAAGUCAGCAGCUCCACCGAGUCCGUGGCCACCGUCACCAGUGAGGAGUUUGUUCUGGUACAGCCCAGUGCAGCAGGGUCACCACAGGGCUCUGAGGGCAAACCGAGACUCAAGAUGUCUUGCAAUGGAAGCGAGCAGCUGGAAAGAGCCAUGGAGGACGUGCUGGAUGAUGAUGAUGAUGAUCAGGUGAAGACGGAGGUGGAGAAGAGCAGCGUGGAAAAAAUGGAGAAGCACAAGGACCCAGAGAGCCAAGUCCUGGAGCCACCACCUCCAGAAGCAUGUCCAGCACCGUCCAGCCCCGUUGUCCUGGAGGAGGACAGUGUCCAGUUUAACAAGCUGUCCUACCUGGGCUGCACAUGGGUCAAAGCCCCCCGCAACGAGGCAGAGGCACAGGAGGCCAUGACCACCCUGCGAGCAGAGAGCGCCAUCCCCAUCCCCAUCACCCUACAUGUCCCCUGUGGACCAGAUGGCUCAGUCAGGAUCGUGGACCAGGCUUCAGGUACAGAGAUCGCCUCCUUCCCCAUUUACAAGGUGUUGUUCUGCGCUCGCGGACAGGAGGGCUCAGUGGAGAGCGACUGUUUCUCUUUCACCGAGAGUUACCGGAGUUCUGAGGACUUCCAGAUCCACGUCUUCUCCUGUCACAUUAAGGAAGCUGUCAGUCGGAUCCUCUACAGUUUCUCUACGGCCUUUCGACGUUCUUCUCGGCCGGCAGACAUCAGGGACACGACGCUGUCUGGUCCGCCCGACAGUGACCUGUACACCUUCACUGUGUCGCUGGAAAUCAAAGAGGAUGAUGGCAAGGGCAACUUCAGUCCAGUGCCAAAGGACAGAGAUAAGUUUUACUUCAAGCUGCGACAGGGCGUCCAGAAGAAGGCCGUCAUCUCCGUUCAGCAAAUGUGCAACAAGGAGCUGGGCAUUGAGAGGUGUUUUGGGAUGCUGCUGAGUCCAGGACAGAAAGUCUGCAACAGUGACAUGCAUCUCCUAGACAUGGAGUCGAUGGGGAAGAGCUCUGAUGGGAAGUCCUACGUUAUCACAGGAACGUGGAACCCCAACUUGGCUGUCUUCCAGCCACUGAAUGAAGACACACCUAAAGAUAAACAAGUGUACAUGACGGUGGCAGUGGACCUGGUCGUGACUGAAGUGGUGGAGCCGGUUCGUUUCCUACUGGAAACUCUGGUCAGGGUCUAUCCAUCAAACGAACGCUUCUGGUACUUUAGCCGGAAGACCUUCAGCGAGACCUUUUACCUCAAACUCAGACAGCAGGCACCAGAGCGGGUUGGUCCGAGCGAUGCUAUGUAUGAGGUGGUGAGCCUUCAGAGGGAGGCUGAGAGAAACAAUGAAGGAAGAGGACAACUAGCCCCAUCCACUGAGGAAGAGGAGGCUGAUGAAGAUAGCGACAGUGAAAUCUCUAGUGGGACAGGAGAUGUUUCCAAAGACUGUCCUGAGAAAAUCCUGGAGUCCUGGGGAGGAAUCCUCAACAGAUGGCAUGGAAACCUGUCCACUCGUCCAAAGGGUUUGUCCCCACUGGUGCGCAGCGGCAUUCCUGAGCCGCUCCGAGCUGAGGUCUGGCAGCUGCUGUCCGGUUGCCACGACAACCAUGACCUGCUGGAGCAUUACCGCAUCCUCAUCACCAAGGAUUCAGCCCAGGAAGGUGUGAUCACCCGCGACAUCCACCGCACCUUCCCUGCACACGACUACUUCAAGGACUCUGACGGAGAUGGACAGGAUUCUCUGUACAAGAUCUGCAAGGCCUACUCUGUCUAUGACGAGGAAAUUGGUUAUUGCCAGGGUCAGUCGUUCCUCGCUGCCGUUCUCCUGCUGCAUAUGCCCGAGGAGCAGGCUUUCUGUGUGUUAGUGAAGAUCAUGUAUAAAUACGGCCUCAGAGCUCUCUACAAGAACAACUUCGAAGAUCUUCACUGCAAGUUCUUCCAGCUGGAGAGGCUAAUGCAGGAACAGCUUCCAGACCUGUGGUCCCACUUCCAGGAGCUGAACCUGGAGGCGCACAUGUAUGCCUCCCAGUGGUUUCUCACCCUCUUCACUGCCAAGUUCCCCUUGUGCAUGGUGUUCCACAUCACCGACCUGCUGCUCUGCGAGGGUCUGAACAUCAUCUUCAAUGUAGCCCUGGCCCUGCUCAAGACGUCCAAAGAGGAUCUGCUGCAGGCUGAUUUUGAAGGGGCUCUCAAGUUCUUCAGAGUCCAGCUCCCGAAACGCUACAGAGCUGCAGAGAAUGCCCGAAGGCUUAUGGAGCAGGCCUGCAACAUCAAGGUUCCAACCAAAAAGCUGAAGAAGUUUGAGAAGGAAUAUCAGACGCUGAGAGAGAGCCAGCUGCAGCAAGAGGACCCCAUCGACCGAUACCAGAGGGAGAACCGUCGCCUUCAGGAGGCCAGUAUGCGACUAGAACAGGAAAACGAUGACUUGGCCCAUGAACUGGUAACCAGUAAGAUCGCCCUUCGGACCGACCUGGACCAGGCGGAAGACAAAGCUGAUGUUUUGAACAAAGAGCUGCUGAGCACCAAGCAACGUCUCGUGGAGACGGAGGAAGAAAAGAGACGACAGGAUGAGGAGACGGCUCAGCUGAAGGAAGUGUUCAGGAGGGAGCUGGAGAAAGCAGAGCUGGAGAUCAAGAAAACCACAGCGAUCAUAGCUGAAUACAAACAGAUCUGCUCCCAGCUGAGCACCAGACUGGAGAAGCAGCAGGCGGCGACGAAAGAGGAGCUGGAUUUAGUCAGGAGUAAAGUGUCGGGCUGCGAUCACUGUCGAGACCUGUUCAGCACCCUCGGGACCCUCCAGGUGUCGUCCCCCGGCAGGGACCACACGUCCAGCGAGCCGCAGGACGAGGAGAAGGACGGGCUGAAUGAGCAGCUGAGGCAUCUGGAGCUGGAGCUGGCCCAGACGAAGCUGCAGCUGGUGGAGGCCAAGUGUCGCAUCCAGGAGCUCGAGCACCAGCGCGGAGUCCUGAUGAACGAGAUCCAGGCGGCCAAGAACUCCUGGUUCAGCAAGACCCUGGGCUCCCUGAAGAGCUCCAGCUCCUCGUCCUCCAGCUCCACAUCCCAGACGCCGUCCUCUCCGAAGGAAGGUCCUGCCUAGAUGACCCCACCUCCCGCACUCCCCCUUCAUAAAUAUAUAUAUAUAUAGAUAUAUACAGAUAUCUAAAUAUAUAUAAAUAAAUCCCCCUGCAGGGAUGCACACAAGAGCUGAGGAACACAGAUUGAGGAAACAAGCAGCAGAGAAAUGCAGUAUUCCUUUUCCAAGCGGUGGCGAGGUGCAGCUCAGCAGCUUCUCUGAUGGCAAAUAGCUUGAAAGAUGAGGGGGGGGGGUAUGGGGGGGGAGCAGCCUCCUGUCUUUCUCUUCCUGUUUACAUCUGAGUGAACAAAAAAAACAUUUCUUGAGCUUCCCUGCUUCACAGCUGAUGUUACAAGUGAGUGUGACUCACGAGUGAGGCUUUAACUUUCUUUAAAGGGUCAGGGCUCAUCGCUGACACUGGUUGGUUUAGUUAAAUCUCUAAACUCCGCUUAAGGAACCGGAGUUUAUCAAAAGAAUGGCAUCGCUCAUGUAGUGGCACCUUGUGGACAGACAUUGCCACUGCAGCGUUAAUAGUCCGUUUAACUGAUUUUAGGUAGCUGAGAAUUAAACCUACAAUAUGUUCAGUGACAGUGAUUCAGCUACGUCACAUUUAUUAAACUGUCACAGCCUAGAAAACUACAAGAACCAACUUCAGCGCGGCAAAGCCACGGGAGUCUGAGAAAGGAAUACUGCAUCCAAGGUGUCAAACAAGAACAACAUAGAAGUUGUAUUCCUUUAUAGUAAUAUAACGUUAAACAAUGUUGUCAUAUAAAUAUGUAUAAGUAAUUAUUGAUUUUUUAAAAUAAUCCUGUACAGUUCUUUAAAGCGAAGAAGAAAAAGAAAAAACAUAAGGAAGAGUUUUGUUAAUUUUUUUUUCUACUGUUUGCAAUUUGAAUGUCGUGUCUCUCCGAUGUUGAUGUCUGAGCACGUUGUGCGAUCGAUGUGGUCGAGUCCAAACGCUGGAGAGACAAAGUGACAAUGUGCAGCGGCUCCAUUCGCCCUGCCUCUUUUCCAUAAACCUGAUUUAACGAUCACAAUCUUGAAAUUCAACAGAGAAAAUCUCAUUUCCAUCUCAUUGCUCUGAGUAAAUUGAGUGGCAGGUUGUUGUUUUACUCUGUUUUGCAGCCAUAAUAUUUAUAAAACAGAAACAGGACUUUUCACCUUCUGCAAAUUUCACUUUAGGAAUUUUCUUUUGCUUUUACGUUAUUUUAAGUUGCACUGACGUCUAUUACAGUUUCUAUAGGUUUGCGUUCACGUGAUGCUUUUUCCUCGGUUCGAUCUUUAAAGAAAUAAAAAAGGCUUCCACAGAGCCGGAAAGGUCACAUCCAAACUAACACUGAGGUGACCUCUCAGUGAUGUUACACAAUGCACUGGACGACUUCACCGCUUCACACAGGUCAUCAGAAUUCACUGUAGAUAGAAGUCAGUGCAGUACAAUUAUCAAUCAAAGUAUUUUAUAUAUCAGAAUUCAUCCCUACAUAACCACCAUGUAUAAUGAGCAAGAUCAGGCCAAACGCCAUCAUUGACAAACACAUUGACACUUUGUUUAGUUUUUUUGUGUUGUGGUUGUGAGUUCAGUGUUGAAAGGACGACAACCGUCACUGUGGAAGCCAGAAGCUCCGGUGUCCACAGUGGACAGCUGUCAGUGUUGCUCUGUGCUCACAGCUGAGUUGAAAUUACAAUAACUACAAUAACAAUAACAAUAAUUAAAGCAUCUUUAUUGAUUUUAAAGAUUAAGUAAAACUUCUCACCUGUGACAUUGACACUAGUAUCUGAAGACACCAGGAGGAUUGUGUUGUCUCUACUUCGUUGACAAACAGCAGUUAACCAAAAAGUCUCUUUUACUCGAACAUGAAAAGUUGUUUUUCAUGUCGGUGCCAAAACAGUCUUGGUUUAUUCGCCGCUUUUCUUGAAUCGGUGUUUGGACUCGCACGUCGUCCGUGUGUAUGAUCGAGUGUUUUGGGAUGUGUGUAUGUUCAUGUGCGUUUUCCACUGUAACUCAAGUGGCUGAAGUUGAAAUGGUUUCUUCUUCACCCGGCUGCCUUUUCUGUUGAUGACUGAAGCCGAUGGCUGCGUCAGCUGUGCCAUAAGGUUCUCGCCACUGCUCCGUCCACCAGUGGUUCUUUGUCUGUGCCUCAUGAAUCCACAGUUUCAUCUGGUCUUACAGAAACAUCAUUAUGUUCUACAGUUGCCCUGUGUCACACGUCUCCACCUGGAGCUCCCCACAGCGUCCACCGCCCCCCCGCUAACGGCCCCUCAUCCACCCUGCUGGAGGAAAUCUCUUUAAAAUCACGAAAAGCAAGAAAAGGAGACUGACUUCCCUCGUCCCCCUGUGACGACUACAGUGUCCUACAACCAGUGUCAUGUAAACUGAGGCCAAGUCAGAGGGAGGGGCCCCGUCUUUUAUGUGCACUAACACAACAUUGAUAUUUUAACUUCAAGACGUGUGUGUGUGUUUGUUUAAAAGUUAUCCUGAGCACAGAAGCAUAAUUAUUUUUUAACUGAUGAUUGUCGUCACUGAGAGGUCAGCUGCCAAUUUAUAAUCCGCUCCAGCUCCCAGUUAAUUUCCAGGCUCAGCAGGCGGUGAGUCGGAUCAGAAGUGUGAAUGUGUGUGUGUGACGCCACAGUCCUGUUACAUGUGGAGCCGCUGAUCCUGGACCAGUGCGACUCCAACACUGUUUGCUGUACAAUAUCUGUCUGGCCUGCAUUAAUAAAUUCCAGUUUUUCAGUU
Molecule: messenger RNA, 6120 nt
Organism: Pleuronectes platessa (European plaice)
Lineage: Eukaryota; Metazoa; Chordata; Actinopteri; Pleuronectiformes; Pleuronectidae
Gene: rabgap1l
Product: RAB GTPase activating protein 1-like
Exons: 26
Coding region: 303-3413 (1036 amino acids)
Source: RefSeq, a predicted model, not a curated record